AUGGCUGCCUCUAUUGCUCCAGAAUGCAACGAUAUCAAGGAGAAAUACGACACUUGCUUCCUCAAGUGGUAUAGCGAGAAGUAUCUCCGUGGCAAUGGACAGUCCAAUGACUGUGAUGAAUUGUUUUCAAAAUACAAGGCAUGCUUACACAAAUCUCUAAAAGAGAAGGGCAUUGACAGCAUGCUGGAUGACGCUCGAAAGAGCAGCAGCGAAACAGAUGCCGAGUUUCUGAAAAAAUCCUGA
Messenger RNA from Penicillium malachiteum, 243 nucleotides. RefSeq lists its product as uncharacterized. The transcript is spliced from 4 exons. Bases 1 to 243 code for a protein of 80 amino acids. The record is from RefSeq and is a predicted model, not a curated record. NCBI's taxonomy places the organism in Eukaryota, Fungi, Ascomycota, Eurotiomycetes, Eurotiales, Aspergillaceae.